Messenger RNA from Pteropus alecto (black flying fox), 2655 nucleotides. It is a transcript of the gene GPRIN1, whose product is annotated as G protein regulated inducer of neurite outgrowth 1. The transcript has 3 exons. Bases 1 to 2655 code for a protein of 884 amino acids. Gene Ontology annotation, cellular component: plasma membrane. NCBI's taxonomy places the organism in Eukaryota, Metazoa, Chordata, Mammalia, Chiroptera, Pteropodidae. Gene Ontology annotation, biological process: neuron projection development. The record is from RefSeq and is a predicted model, not a curated record.
AUGGCAUCAGAGUUUGUGACCUGUGAGCUAAAGGGCAAAAGCAUCUUUUCUGGGUUGCACAUUGCAUGUGGGCAAUUGGGCAGUGCUGAAGACCCAGCCUGGCUCCAGCUGCUUCAAAAGGACUCCAGCCUCCCAAGAUUCUGGCCAACAGCCUUCUCUUGCCCCCAGGAUGGGAGCCUGGGGGCUGGGAACCUGGCCAUGAGAGAUUACUGCCCCUCCCAGCUAAAGGCCAGCCCUGCACCCCCCAGGCACACCCCUGCCCAAAGCCCAGGCAUGGACUCCAGACACAGCAGCCCUAGUGAAGUUGGGAAAGGGGCCUCCUGCUCUGAAGGUCCUGGUGGGAGCUUGGCCUGCCCUUCCCUGACCUGCAUCCCUCCCCAAGAGGCAGCCACCAAGGAGACAGUGGGGGCACAUGGAGCCUCGAUCUCAGGGACACCGGAAGUCACCAACUCUGGGAAGCCAGAGCCUGUGCCCUCAGUGAAGACCGAGUCCUUGGAAAACAGAAAUCCUAUGUUCUUGGAGAAGAUGGACUCCAAGUCUUUAAAGCAGGCAGAAUCUACUUCUAUUGGAAAGGAAGAUGCUGGGUCCUUGAGAAAGGCAGAUCCCAAGUUAGUAGGGAAGACAGAGCCUGCGAUCUUAGGAAAGGAGGAUCCUGUGGCUUUUGGAAGGAUGGAUCCUGGUGCCUCAAGAAAGGAGGAUCCUGGAUUCUUGGGAAAGGAAGAUCCUGCGUGCUCUGGCAAGGUAGAUGCAAUGUCUCCGAGGAAAGAGGAUCUUGUAUCGUCGGCCAAAGUGGAUCCUGAGUGUCCAAGGCAGGAGUUCAGGUAUUCAGGACAAAAGCUUUCUGUUUCCUCGCAGGAGAUAGGUCCUGCAUCUGCAGACAAGGCAGAUCUCAUGUCCUUGGGAAAGAGAGAUCUCGGGCCCUCAGGAAAGGCAGAUCCCCCGUCCUUGGAAAACACAGAUUCUGCAUCUGAAGGAAAGAUAGAUCCUGGGUCCGUGGGAACGCCGACUCCAGGGUCAUCAGGCAAAAUCGAGCCUGUAUCCCCUGGAAUCAUGGCUCUGGGGUCAACAGGAAGGGUGGACUCUACAUUCUUGGAGAAGCCAGAGCCUGUAUCUAUGGGAAAUGCAGAAACUGUGUCAUGCACGAAAGAAGACCCUCAGUUUCCAGAAAAGACAGAUCCUGCCUUCUCAGGAAAGGAAGAUCCCAUGUCUGUGAGAAUGACAAAAACUGGUUCUGCUGGACAGGUGGAUCCUGUGUCUUCAGGCAAGGCGGGCCCAGUUUCUUUGGGAAAGGUGGAUCUUGUGUCCUUGGGAAAGCCAGAGCCCUUGUCUCCUGGGCAGGCUGAACCGACUUCUGUAGGAAAGGCAGAAACCAUAUCCUCUGGAAAGGAGGACCCAGCACCCUCCAGAAAGGUAGAUCCCAUUUCUGUGGGAAAUACAAAAACAUCAUCUUCUGGAAAAGUGAACCCUGAGUCUUCAGGAAAGAUAGACCCUGUGCCCUCAGGUCCAGGGGAUUCCAAGUUCUUCGAGACAGGUGGAUUCUCAUCCUCUGUUAAAGCUGAGGUGGUGACUGGGGGAAAAGCAGAUUUGCUGUCCUCACAGAAGGUGGGUCUUGUGGCCUCAGGGGAGGCUGUUCCCCAGGCCUUGGGCAAGGUGGACCCUGGGGGCAGAGGGAAGGCAGAAACGGUGUGCCCUGGAGAAGGAGACUCUGUGUCUUCAGGAAAAGUGGCCCCCAUGACUCUAGGAAAAACAGUCUUGGCACCAUCGGGAAAAGCAGAAGCCGUCCCAGUGGAAAAGGUGGAUCCCCUUCCUCUAGAGAAGGGGAAUCCUGUGAACUCCACAAAGGUGGACCCCAGGGCCAUGGGAAGAGCAGAACCCAAGUCCCAAGGCAACGCAGAAACAAAGCCCCCUGAGCAGGAGAGCUGCACUUCAUCAGGAAAAGCAGAGGCUACAUCUCUGCAGGAGAAGCCCCUGGCCUUGGAGAAGGGGGAUCCCAGGUCCUCAGGAAAGGCAGACCCUGUUGCUUCUGGGAAGGUGGAGCCUAUGGCCCUAGGGAAGGCCGACUCUGCGUCUCUGAGAAAAGCAGAGCCCCCAUCCUCGGAAAAGGUGGUGCCUCUGACUCUGGAGCAGGCAGAGGCCUCCUCCUCCUCCAGGCGAUCAGAUGGCAAUGCCUGCGCCUCAUCCUAUUCUCCCUCCCGUGCAGGGAGUAGCGGGGACCGUGUGGAGCCAGGGCUGGAGUCCAGCCUCCGCCAGAAAGACGCGACAGCCGCUGGGACCCAGAGAAGUCCCGGCCCGGAGGCAGUUGUGCCCUCGCCCGGGCCGCGGACUCGCGACAACUUCACUAAGGCACCGUCGUGGGAGGCUAGCGCUCCACCCCCGCGCGAGGACGCGGGCACGCAGGCGGGCGCGCAGGCCUGCGUGUCGGUGGCCGUCAGCCCCAUGUCUCCGCAGGAUGGCGCGGGCGGACCGGCCUUCAGCUUCCAGGCGAUGCCGCGCGCGCCCAGCCCCGCGCCCAGCCCGGGCCCGGGCCGUGCGGGCUCUGUGCGUGCCGCGCCCCCCGAGGGCGCCGCCAAACGCCCGCCUGGCCUCUUCCGUGCGCUGCUGCAGAGCGUCCGCCGGCCGCGGUGCUGCUCACGGGCGGGACCCACGGCCGAGUGA